AUGCCUUUCCCCGUUUUGCUGACAUGUUCGACCGCUGCCAGCGCGGGAGAAUAUGCGGAGCGAUGCGUCGAGUGGAUUUGCGAGUGUAGAGCUGGGUUAACCGCUGGAGAGGUCGAGGAGAGUUGCCGGCAGGGCAACAUAGGGUGCAACUAUCGAUGCUCGCCUAUACGAUACAAGGUCGUUCCACGCGAGACGACUCCGAUUGCCAUUGUUGGCGAAUGGAAGAAGCAAUAG
This is a messenger RNA of Mycena indigotica, 234 nucleotides long. RefSeq lists its product as uncharacterized. Lineage: Eukaryota; Fungi; Basidiomycota; Agaricomycetes; Agaricales; Mycenaceae. The record is from RefSeq and is a predicted model, not a curated record. The coding region runs from base 1 to 234 and encodes 77 amino acids. The transcript is spliced from 2 exons.